Messenger RNA from Paramecium sonneborni, 1243 nucleotides. The record is from the annotation of a GenBank genome assembly. Lineage: Eukaryota; Ciliophora; Oligohymenophorea; Peniculida; Parameciidae.
CGAUAAUCAUGAUAACUUAUUCUAACGUUCCACCAAGAUCUGUAACACCAAAACCAUCUUAUUUAACAGUUGUAAGUCAUAUUAAGUAUUAUAAGCCUUCUCCAUAAUUGCAUUCAUAAGCAAUAAUUCCUAAUUAAUAUGUUUAACCAAAAUAGAUAGUACCAACUACGGAAAUAAUUCGUAUUAUUCCUAAUGAACAAUAACAAGUAAUCUAAUAAGAUCAAAAUUAAUUUAAUGGAUUAUCAUUACCUGAAUUGAAAGCUUUCUUGGAAGAUUUAAUGAAACGUUAUGAUAGAUUAGCAAUGGAAUUACAAAAAGCAUCAUAGAAAGAAAUUUAAUUAUAAAAUCAACAAAUAAUUGCUUAAACAGAAUUGAAUAACAAAUUGCUAUAGUUUUAGUAAGAAAGAGAAGCGUUUUAGUAAACAAUUAAUCACAAGAAUUAGGAAAUUGAUUUUUUGAAUUCAUAAAUUGAUAAAUUAAAAGAAUAGCAUUUUGGAGAAUUAUAGGAAUUGAAAACAGAUAAUGAACAGAUAGCAUUAGUUUUAACUGACAAAUUGGAUUAGAUGAAUUAAUUUGCAAAAGAAAAAAUGAUAGAAUUAGAUUAAACAAAAAGUCUGUUAGUUCUUAGAGAAUAAGAAGUAUAAGAAUGGAGAAGUAGAAAAAAUAAUGGAGAUGUAUAUUCUCAAGAGAUAAACUAAUUGAAAUAGAAAAUUUAUUUAUUGUAAUAAGAGAAAGAAUAAUUGAUGGAUAGACUUAGAUAUUCAUAGCAAGAUUCUCAAAUAGUAAAUGAAAAUUAAAUGUUGAGAGCUUAAUUAUAAGAGAAGGAAUCGGAAGUUAAUACAUUAAGAUUGAAAGUAUUUAAUUUUAAUUUAAUUAGCUACAAUAUGGUUAAUAAAAUAAUAACAAUCAAUAAUUAUACUAAGAAUUAGAAUAAGCGAAAGAAGAAAUUAUGUAUUAUAAGUAGUAAAUGAUGAGUAGUGGUUAGAUUAAUAAUUUAGAGGAGAUUGAGGAUUAUAAGGAUAAGAUUCAAAUAUAUGAAAGUGAAAUUAGGCGUUUAAAUAAAUAAGUAUAUAUUUGAUCUAAAUUAUAGUUGACAGAUAUGAGACAUGAAUUGGAAGAUCAUAAGAAUCAUAAAUCUGAUAAUGAAUUUCUAAGAUCUAAACUAUCAGAUUAGUAAAAUCAAAUAAGAGAAGUUACAAAAUCAUAAUUGGGUUUCAAAGAAAGAGUUCCUCAAUACUACUGA